CAUAAUAUCAAUCACGUGUGCUCGCUUCGAUGGGAUUCUCCAUUCGGUUAGGAGAGUCGAGGAAGGGAGGGGAAAAAAAAAGUUUCCCAGGUGAUCAUCUCACUUGUGUUCUUCCUCAUGAGGUGACUUGUUCUGCUUCAUUUCACUUCGUGAGGUUCAAGUACAACAAAUCUUCGUGAAGCACGGCUACUCCUACACGCGCCUCUCGAACCUGGAAUCAUCGUUUGCCGAUCUCCCGCUUAGCCUGUUUGAUUCCCACUUGACCGAUCCUUUUCUCUUUUUCUGUGGUGGUUUUGGCAAAGAUGGGGUAUAUGAGCAAGCCCCUCGUUUCGAGCUAUUACGAUGCCCUCGCGGAGCGGCCAACGCAACAGAACGCGGCCCAUCUCUGGUGGAGCAUUCUGCAUGAAUACUUCGACUUCCACGACGGCUUCGGCAAAAGGCUAGACAUCGAGAUCACCCACGGCACCAUGGCGCCUUACAUCGCUAUCAGUCGAUUGGAGAAAGGCUCUCUCAAUACGGUCAUCUUACUACAUUUCGUCAAGCCACCGGCCACCGACAGCCCACGGGCUCAGUCUGAAGCAUGGCAGGACAUCUGGGAUCUGUUGGCGGUUGACCUCAACACCGUGCGCGCCGAGCGGCCAGAUACCAGGAAGCUGUACGGCAUUGGAACAAUCGGGACCUGCUCGCGCUUCUACACCUUCACCCCGUCCUACCACCUUGUCCGGUAUGGCGGUGCAGAGACGCUGGAGAUCAAGGACGACGAAGAGGAGAUCGAGCAGUAUCUUGUCGAAUUGAUCCGGGAUACUUCGAAGGAAAUCCGCAUCCCAGAGCCAGUUAGGAGAUGUUUCAAAUCUUUCCCCAUGCUAAAUGCAAUCUGAUUGGGUUGGGAGCGGGGGGGUUUGGGGGUUUUCGUCUCAUUGUUUUUUAACUAUCGUUGGGCGGUGACGUCUCUGGAGGCUU
Molecule: messenger RNA, 960 nt
Organism: Coccidioides posadasii C735 delta SOWgp
Lineage: Eukaryota; Fungi; Ascomycota; Eurotiomycetes; Onygenales; Onygenaceae
Source: RefSeq, a predicted model, not a curated record